Molecule: messenger RNA, 705 nt
Organism: Rodentolepis nana
Lineage: Eukaryota; Metazoa; Platyhelminthes; Cestoda; Cyclophyllidea; Hymenolepididae
Source: the annotation of a GenBank genome assembly
AUGGGUGGGAAAAGGACGUGGUUUGCAUGUGGACAAGAGGUACUAGAAGAAGAGGAGGAUUCUCCUGCGACAGCGGCAUUUGGCCUCAUUAGCUGUCUUCUUGCUUCCCAGUAUCUCUGGCUUUCUUGCUUGUCUUUAGAGCUGGACACCGAAUCAGGUGGGUCUUCCUUGUCUUUAGGGCUGGACACCGAAUCAGGGCUGGACACCGAAUCAGGUGGGUCUUCUCCCUCUUCUUGCUUCCCAGUAUCUCUGGCUUUCCGUCGUUGUCUCGUCUUGCUUCCCAGUAUCUCUGGCUUUCUAGUUGUCUUUAUUUUUGCUUCCCAGUAUCUCUGGGUUUCCGUCGUUGUCUUUAGGGCUGGACACCGAAUCAGGUUACAUAGAGGGCAUGUGGGUUGGAGUGUUUACUCCCAAUCUGUGAAGGUGUUUUGCCAGGCAAUCGUAUACUCCCAAUCUGUGAAGGUGUUUUGCCAAGCAAUCGCUCGCCAGCACGCUUGUGAGGAAGACAGGCCUAUAGUUGUCAAAGUUGCUAGGGUAUUUGCCUCUAUUGUUGUCAAAGUUGCUAGGGCCUUUGCCCUUUUGUAGUACGAGACUGGUCUCCCAGAUUUUGUUGAAAAGCGUCAGCAUGGUUUCCUUGGCCUUUGGUCCCAUUCUAAUUUGAAAUUCCGGAUGAAUACCGUCUUCGCCAGGAGACUUCUUGCACUUUAG